This is a messenger RNA of Cannabis sativa, 1275 nucleotides long. RefSeq names its product protein FAR1-RELATED SEQUENCE 5-like. Gene Ontology annotation, biological process: regulation of DNA-templated transcription. The transcript is spliced from 2 exons. The record is from RefSeq and is a predicted model, not a curated record. The coding region runs from base 1 to 1275 and encodes 424 amino acids. NCBI's taxonomy places the organism in Eukaryota, Viridiplantae, Streptophyta, Magnoliopsida, Rosales, Cannabaceae.
AUGACAAAUGAGUACAAUAAGCCCCUCACUGUUCUCAUUGGCGUCAACCACCAUUUCAACACAUGCAUCUUCGGAUUUGCUCUCCUCCUCCACGAGAAGCUUCCAUCAUAUUCUUGGCUACUUCAAAAAUUUCUAGAAUGCCAUGGAGAUAAGAAGCCAAAUGUUGUAGUUACUGACCAAGAUGCGGCCAUGAAACAGGCUAUCGUUGAACACAUGCCCGAUGUUACGCACCGUCUCUGCACUUGGCAUCUCAAUACAAAUGCUUCAAAAAAGGUUAAAGAUCCGAUCUUCUUAAAAACAUUUAAGGAUCUCAUGUACAACUACUACGAGGAGGAAGAAUUUGAAGCAAGAUGGUUAGACGUCAUCCAAACCCAACAACUAACAGAUAAUGAAUGGUGUCAAACAACAUUCGAGUCAAGACAACAAUGGGCAGAAACUUAUUUAAGGGGUUCAUUCGUUGCAGGAAUGAGAACCACACAACGUUGCGAAUCCAUCAACUCCGCUCUAAAAAAUUUUUUAGAGAAGAAUUAUUGCUUGCGUGAAUUUGUAACAACCAUAGAUAUGACAGUCUCAAAGCUCAGACACAACGAGACUGCAAAUGACUUCAAAAGCAGAUGCACUCGACCUCACCCACCUAAUCCUACAUGCUUGACCACUUACUACAACCAAUGUGCUGAAUUCUACACAAGAACUAUGUACCACAAGGUUGCUGAGCAGCUUGAUUUAGAGAAUAACUAUUUUGUCAUAGCUCAAGAGCAAGAAGGAGAGUGGCAGAUAUUCACCAUUGGAAAGUUCCAGCAUCCGGACGUCCAAUACCGAGUUCAUUACUGUGAAGGCCGACGAGCACUACACUCAAAAUCAGAGGACUCGUACAACCGUGCAAAGGAAGAGCUUGAACGGCUAACUCUAAUGUUCAAGGAAGAAUUUGACUUGAAUUCCAAUCCGGAAGGAGAGACGCCACAACCUGGAAGAUAUCGUAGCAACCCCAACAUUAUUAAAGACCCCGAAGUUGUGAGAACAAAGGGUACGGGAAAUACAAGGGAAGGACCAAACGGGGAGCAGAUCCCAAGAAACUCAAGACAUUGUCGCAUUUGUCGCUCAUCAGACCAUGAUUAUCGACGGUGCCCAAAUCGUCAACAUAACACUGGAUCUCAAGGGCAACAACCUCCAAACAAUCAACCAGCAUCUGACUCAUUCAAUGACCACUCCAACGCGUAUUUCCCGGAACCGCCUUCCUCCACACAAAAGUCUUACUAUGGUCAUUCUUAUAACUAG